This is a messenger RNA of Columba livia (rock pigeon), 3747 nucleotides long. RefSeq names its product switching B cell complex subunit SWAP70 (gene SWAP70). Bases 118 to 1878 code for a protein of 586 amino acids. The record is from RefSeq and is a predicted model, not a curated record. Gene Ontology annotation, cellular component: cytoplasm; nucleus. The transcript has 12 exons. NCBI's taxonomy places the organism in Eukaryota, Metazoa, Chordata, Aves, Columbiformes, Columbidae.
GCCGGGCAGGGCCGGGCACCCGCCCUCGGGGCGGUGCGGGGCGGGCACGGCGGUGGCGGGGCCGGGCGAGGAGCAGGCAGAGCGGCCGCGGGAGCGGCGGCAGGCGGCGGGCCGGCCAUGGUGGGCCUCAAGGAGGAGCUGCUCAAGUCCAUCUGGCACGCCUUCACCGCCCUCGACCUCGACCGCAGCGGGAAGGUCUCCAAGUCCCAGCUCAAGGUCCUUUCUCACAACUUGUGUACAGUGUUAAAUGUUCCCCAUGAUCCGGUGGCCUUGGAAGAGCACUUCAGGGAUGAUGAUGAAGGACCAGUUUCCAAUCAGGGCUACAUGCCUUAUCUAAACAAAUUCAUCUUGGAGAAGGUUCAAGGAAACUUUGACAAAGUUGAAUUCAACAGGAUGUGCUGGACUCUCUGUGCUAAAAAGAACCUCUCUAAAAGUCCUUUGCUGAUUAGUGAUGAAGAUGCAUUUAAAGUGUGGGUUAUUUUUAACUUCUUAUCAGAAGACAAAUACCCUUUAAUCAUUGUACCUGAGGAGAUUGAGUAUUUACUUAAAAAACUCACGGAAGCAAUGGGAGCAGGCUGGCAGCAAGAGCAGUUUGACCAUUAUAAGGUUGCUCUCAACACCAGUCGAGAAGGUCUUUCUGCGUGGGAGCUGAUUGAUCUCGUCGGCAGUGGGCAGUUCAGUAAAGGGAUGGACAGACAGACAGUGUCCAUGGCAAUCAAUGAAGUCUUUAAUGAGCUCAUAUUAGAUGUACUCAAACAGGGCUAUAUGUUGAAAAAAGGUCAUAAAAGGAAAAACUGGACGGAACGAUGGUUUGUGCUAAAACCCAAUAUUAUUUCCUACUACGUCAGUGAAGAUUUAAAGGACAAGAAGGGAGACAUCAUACUGGAUGGCAACUGUUGUGUAGAGGCCUUGCCUGACAAAGAUGGAAAGAAAUGCCUUUUUGUCAUAAAAUGUCUUGACAAAAGCUUUGAGAUCAGUGCCUCUGAUAAAAAGAAGAAGCAGGAGUGGAUUCAAGCCAUACAGACCACUGUAAACCUGCUGAGAGCGGGGAGCCCGCCACCCCACAAAGAAGCACGCCAGAAACGGAAAGAAUUGCGGCAGAAGCUGUUAGCUGAGCACGAGGAGCUGGAGCGGCAGAUGAAAGAGCUGCAAACGGCCAACGAGAACAAGCAGAAGGAACUGGAGACCGUGCGAAAGCAACUGGAAGCAGCAGCUGCUCGUGCUGCUGAGGAAGAGAAGAAAAGACUUCAGACUCAAGUCGAGUUACAAGAUCGCUUCAGUUUGGAGCUGGAGAGAGAAAAAAUGGUAAGACAAAAAAUGGAAGAGCAGGUUGCUCAGAAAUCCUCCGAACUGGAACAGUAUUUACAGAGAGUACGUGAACUGGAAGAAAUGUAUAAGCAGCUACAGGACGCUCUGGAAGAUGAGAAACAGGCACGUCAGGAUGAAGAGACUGUAAGGAAACUUCAAGCCAGGUUACUGGAAGAGGAGUCAGCAAAGAGAGCUGAACUGGAAAAAUGGCACUUGCAGCAGCAACAGACCAUUCAGAUGACAGAAGCAGAGAAGCAAGAGCUGGAAAACCAGAGAAUGAUAAAGGAACAGGCUCUUCAGGUUGCUAUGCAGCAACUGGAACAGCUUGAACUGGAAAGGAAGGAGGCACUUGAGCAAUAUGAGGAGGUUAAGAAAAAGUUGGAAACAGCAGCUAAUAAUACCAAGAGUUGGAAAGAUAAAGUAGCUCAUCAUGAGGGAUUGAUUCGACUAAUAGAGCCAGGCUCCAAGAACCCUCACUUAAUCACAAACUGGGGCCCAGCCGCCUUCACUGAAGCUGAACUCGAGCAAAGGCAAAAGAGCUGGAAAGGGAAAAAAGCCACUUCUGAGUAACAGCAGCAGCUGAUGUGACUCGAAGCCCACCUGUGUUCCUUCUGCUUUGCGCAGAACAGCGUCUUGCUUAUAAAGAGCUCAGUCUGCUCAGCACGUUGGGUCUUUCUACAGAGAAAAUACUGUUUACCACGUAGAAGUAUCUACUCCAAGCCCAGUAAUUACAGUAUGUGGUGUCUGACAGUACUUACUGUUUUCCCUCGUGUUUCCAGAAAUUCUGUUCUUUUAUACAAAACUUCUCAACUGAGGAUUUUUAUUUAAAUGUAGCUUGUGACAGAGUUGUUUCUAUACUAGCCUGUAACAAUCUGACAGCAUCUAACCGAUCGUGUAGCAUCACUUUCAUUCCAAAAUGUGACGGAAGCAGUUGUUUCAUUGGUUCAGUUCAUAUAACUUAAACCCAGGAUAAAUCCAUCCUGGAGGUUCUGAGCGGCUGUGAGAUGGAGCAUUACCUUUCCCUCCACUGAGUCUCCUUUUAUUUUUGCUCUGUCUGUUGCUCUUUGCACAGUACUUAGUGCUCAAAUAGAUUCUUCCUUAGUGAUGGGAGGCUGCAUCACUGGGUACCUGGUCAGAUUUUGUGUCCUGUUUUCCUCUGUUUGCAGGAAUUCAAGCAAAACAACUGGAAAGAUUAAUUCAUGUACAAAUGUACUAUGUGAAAAAAAACAAACAACUUUAGAGUUCUCUUCAUAGUUCAAAAGAGUUUUGACUUAAGGUUUGUGGAGCAGAGGAGUGGAUUGCAGGCCAGCAAUCAUCUGUGUCAAGGCCAUGUCUGUGCAAGAAAUCUGAUUAUAUAUACUGCUAGUUUAGAUGCAACACCUAUUCUUAAUUUGAGGCCAGAUUUAUGCAAGAGAAAAAAAUUGACCUUUUAAUUUUAGAUUAAAAUGAUAAAUGUGUAACAAUACUGCUUUAGAGAAAAUUAAUUCCUGUCAGUAAGAUAAUUUCAGCAUUUCUAGUAACAAGGCUUCCCAAAUAGCCCACUGCUCCGCCUCGAACUCUCCAGGGAUAAAGCCAGUUAUUUCUGUUCCAGUGGGGAAAAGGAACAAGUCUGUGAUCUUGCCUGGUAGCUCUGCCACAGCAGACAAGUCAGGCUCUUGCUAAAUACAACAGUAUUUUUCCUAAUUGUACAGACAUUUUGAGAACUAAGUGCCCCCACAAAGAGCAGGUGCGCGUUGGUGUGGUGUCAGUCAGCUGCGUAUGUACACAGAACGUGUACGACCGUCUCUUAGCACUGCUUUUGAGUUCAGCUAAAUGUUAAAAUAUUUUUAAUAAGAAGUGAAUUUUUCAGGCAGAUGACGAGUGCAUUUGUGUACAGCACCGUGAUACUUCAGUCUCAGCGAGCAGAAGCUGUUCAAAAGUGAUCUUCAGACUUGGAAGUGAAUAGCAUUUUAUUUGCCUAUUAACUAAGACUCACUCAAAUACUGAAUCUUCUCAGACAUUUCUUCUCCGGUUAUAUUUUUAUACUAAUUGAAAUCUUUAAUGUUUCAGUAAACUGAGUGCUCAUUAGAAUGGCAGGAAAAUCCAGGAUCUUCCUUUUUGUAUUUACUGUACAGGAAAGCAGUAGUUCCUUAAGCUUGCUAACAAGUAUUUUUUUAAAAUUGAUUAUGUUUACAGAAGAAAUGUGAAAAAAAAACUGUAAUAGAAAUACUAAUGUAUACAUUGUUAAACUUUGCGAAAGGAGAUGGAACAGUAUUUAUAACUAUCAAAUGUCUUUUAGGUGGAGAGCAGAAGGUAUAUUGGGGCUAAACUAGUUUAAUUUUUCUAACAGUCUUUAUUUUGGACACCUGUUUUUUAAGAACACCAAAUGAUGCAUGUUUUCAUAUUUUUUACUGUUCUCUAGACUUGGCUAUUUAAUAAAGUAAUGCAAAGUCAUUUACA